CAUCAGUGUUGCCGUCAUGCGGUCCAUCAUCAGUGUUGCCGUCAUGCGGUCCAUCAUAUUUGGUUCCUUGUUCUGCCUCGUCGCUGCCAGAGUCCUCGUACAUCGGGACGAUGAAACUCGGGGUCAAAUGGACAAGAAGGAAACGCUGAAUCUUCUCGGCGUCAAUCCUGGGCACGGAAAGACCAUGGGGCUGUCACGGCCAGGGCGGACUGCGAAAAUUCUGCCCAAAGUGGCAAAACCUACAGCGACUGACACCGCACCUGCAGAUACCUUCACCGCACCCGCCCGCCGUACAACAACUGUAGACAUCCUCACAGCCUGUACAGCCAGUACACCUGUAGAUGUCCCUGAUAUCCUUCAGCAAUGUCCUGAUAAAACAUACACCACCACUACGACAGCCGCUACAACUACCACCACUACGCUCACCACUACGGCAGCCGCUAUAACUACCACCACUACGCCCACCACUACGCCCACCACCACGACAGCCGCUACAACUACCACCACUACGCCCACCACCACGACAGCCGCUACAACUACCACCACUACGCCCACCACCACGACA
Hyalella azteca is the source of this 565-nucleotide messenger RNA. RefSeq names its product integumentary mucin C.1. NCBI's taxonomy places the organism in Eukaryota, Metazoa, Arthropoda, Malacostraca, Amphipoda, Hyalellidae. The transcript is spliced from 3 exons. The annotation marks the transcript as partial. The record is from RefSeq and is a predicted model, not a curated record.